UUAUUCUAGCCACACAAUACGUACAAAACUGAAGUUUGUUUUCAAAUUUGAUUCUUAAAAAUUAAAUGAUAAAAAAUUUGAUAUCGAUUUCAGAUAAAAUCCUAUUAAAACCGAACCAAACAUCCCCCACUUAUUACAUGGCACGCACUUGUUCCAUUAGCUAAAAAAUUUCUAGCCUACAAAUAAUGAAGAAAGCAGAGCUUGUGUUCGUCCCGACGCCAGGCAUGGGCCACCUUGCAUCCACGUUGGAGGCAGCAAAGCUUCUCCUUGACCGUCAUCAUCGACUCUCCAUCACUGUCCUCAUCAUUAAGCGUUCUUCAGACACUCUCGUCAGCUCCUUCGUUAAUUCCAUAGCUAAAUCAGAUCGUAUCCAGUUCAUCGAACUACCUAAUGUUGAUGAAGGCUCCUUGGGUUUCGGUUUUAUUGAUAAACAGAUUCCCCAUGUCAAAGAAGCCGUCUUCAAGCUCACUGCUCGCCCUGAUUUGUCGCUCGCCGGAUUUGUACUGGAUAUGUUCUGUACAUCGAUUAUGGAUGUGGCUAAAGAAUUUGGUGUUCCAUCUUAUAUUUUCUUUACUUCAGGUGCAUCUUUUUUCGGUUUUAUGCUUUAUAUGCAACUUAUUCACGAUGAGCAGGAGGUGGAUCCUACUCAGUUCAAGGAUUCUGACGGUGAGUUGCCGGUGCCAAGUUUGGCUAACCCACUUCCUCCUAGAGUUCUGCCUUCUGUGGUGCUUGUAAAGGAGUGGCUUUUUUUUUUCCUCCACUACGCUAGACGAUAUAGAGAGGCUAAGGGUAUAAUGGUAAAUACAUUCAUGGAGCUGGAAUCCUAUGCACUAAACUCUCUUGGAGAUGCUAACAGUAAUAUUCCUCCAAUUUAUCCUGUGGGACCCAUAUUGAGUCUAGAGGGUGACAGCCAUAGCCAUAAUGUGGGGCCAGAUGGGAGUAAAAUCAUGGAGUGGCUUGAUGAUCAACCUCCAUCAUCAGUAGUGUUUCUCUGCUUUGGAAGCAUGGGAGGUUUUGAAAUGAAUCAAGCCAAAGAAAUUGCGUGUGCGUUAGAGCAAAGUGGACACCGAUUCUUGUGGUCUCUACGGCGGCCCCCACCAAAGGGUAAAAUAGAAUUAUCAGCUGAUUAUCAGAAUUUCCAAGAAAUAUUACCAGAAGGAUUCUUGGAUCGUACGGCUGGGAUAGGAAAGGUAAUCGGGUGGGCUCCACAAGUAGCCAUAUUGGCCCACGCAGCAAUUGGAGGUUUUGUUUCGCAUUGUGGAUGGAAUUCUAUACUAGAAAGCAUAUGGUUUGGUGUUCCAAUCGCCACGUGGCCGAUGUAUGCAGAGCAACAAUUUAAUGCCUUUUUAAUGGUGACUGAGUUGGGAUUGGGUGUGGAAAUUAAAAUGGAUUACAGGAGAGAGAGCGAAAUAAUAGUAAGCGCGCAGGAUAUAGAGAGAGGAAUACGGUGUGUGAUGGAACAUGAUAGUGAAAUAAGGAAGAGGGUCAAAGAGAUGAGUGAAAAUAGUAAGAAGGCCUUGAAGGAUGAUGGAUCUUCAUACUUUUGUGUAAACCGUCUGAUUGAAGAUGUGAUGGAUAAUUUGCCAUGAAACACCUGCCUAUUUGCGCUGUUGAGAUCUGAACUAUUUUGUGAUAAUUAUAUAUUAUAUAAAUUAAAUGUAAUAUUAAUAUUUUUAAUACUAA
Hevea brasiliensis (rubber tree) is the source of this 1683-nucleotide messenger RNA. Its product is annotated as anthocyanidin 3-O-glucosyltransferase 6. NCBI's taxonomy places the organism in Eukaryota, Viridiplantae, Streptophyta, Magnoliopsida, Malpighiales, Euphorbiaceae. The transcript has a single exon. Gene Ontology annotation, molecular function: UDP-glycosyltransferase activity. The record is from RefSeq and is a predicted model, not a curated record. Bases 186 to 1589 code for a protein of 467 amino acids.